This is a messenger RNA of Hemisphaericaspora subhashii, 1728 nucleotides long. RefSeq names its product putative cysteine synthase. NCBI's taxonomy places the organism in Eukaryota, Fungi, Ascomycota, Pichiomycetes, Serinales, Debaryomycetaceae. Gene Ontology annotation, molecular function: cysteine synthase activity. Gene Ontology annotation, biological process: chromosome segregation. Bases 1 to 1728 code for a protein of 575 amino acids. The transcript is spliced from 2 exons. Gene Ontology annotation, cellular component: cytoplasm; Ndc80 complex. The record is from RefSeq and is a predicted model, not a curated record.
AUGUCUAACUUCGUAUCAUCCAGUACCCACAGUGGACCAUCAGGUCCGCAUCUGUCCUACAAUAACCACCUGUCAUUCAAUUUCCAACCCCCAGUUCCUCGAGACCCAAUCCCAACCGUGUUUGACUUUGACCAACUUCAACAAACCUAUACUGAAUUAGAAAAGAAUCUCGCCAAUGCAUUAACAGCCAUCCCCCAAAAGGUCAAAAAUAUAUCCAAUGACCAGAAUACCCAAAUCAGGGAUCUAAAUUCCGAAAUCAAAACAUUGAGACAAGAUCUCCUAACUAUCCAACUGGAAUAUUCUGAACAAUCAUCGAAUUUGGAUAUAUUAUUAUCAGAAUUAGAAGACAAAGGCAAAAAUAAAGUCGAUGAACUUGAGAGACAACGACACGAGGCACAAUUGAUAAAUAGCCAAGGAGAAACCCGACUUCGGGAAUUAGGUGAAGAACAUCGUGCUUUGACUGGGAAACUUAAGACAUUACAAGAUCAAUUAAAUGGAGAGAUGCGUCGGGGAAUACCGGAAUUAUCAAGAUAUGAAAGAUAUUUAGGGAUACGAAUUGAAGUAUUGGAUAUGACGUUGAUGAGGUUUAUGUUUAUAAAUAUUGAUUCUGAUGAUUAUAAUCGAGAAUUUUGGAUUGAAUUGGAUAUAGGUGGAUCGGAAUAUAGUGUGGGGGAUUCAACGCCUGAUUUGGGGGAUGAUGUGAAGAAAUAUUUACAAGAUGAGUUUAAUGGACAUCAGAAGUUUAUCUACGCCAAACUCGAACUCACAAAUCCCGCCGGACUGGCUAAAGAUCGAGUCGCCCUCGCCAUUAUUCGUCAAGCCGAAUCCCAAGGCCAGAUCCAACCCCAUCAAAACCAUGUCAUAUUCGAAGGCACCAGUGGAUCCACGGGGAUUUCAAUCGCGACGUUAGCCAAUGCUUUAGGAUAUGUUUGUCAUAUUUGUUUGCCUGAUGAUACGUCGUCGGAAAAAGUGGAGACGUUGGUGGCAUUAGGGGCCGAGGUUGAGAAGGUGAAGCCGGCAAGUAUUGUCGAUCCCAACCAAUAUGUGAAUGCUGCCAAGCGUAGGGCCGAUAAAUUAAACAACGAAAGAGAAAGUAGCGGGAGAAAGGCGAUCUUUGCCGAUCAGUUUGAGAAUGAUGCGAAUUGGAGAGUGCAUUAUAUGACCACGGGCCCAGAAAUAAUUCGACAAAUGGGGGAAUGUGGGGAUGGGGUGGAUGUGUUCAUAAAUGGAAGUGGAACCGGUGGGACCAUUGCUGGAGUGGGGAGAUAUCUUAAGGAACAAAACCCGGAUACCAAGAUUAUUCUUGCUGAUCCCCAAGGAAGUGGAUUGGCUAAUCGGAUUAAUUUUGGGGUGAUGUAUGAUAGUGUUGAGAAGGAAGGGACGAGAAGAAGACAUCAGGUGGAUACUUUAGUAGAAGGGAUUGGAUUGAAUAGAUUAACCUGGAAUUUCAAACAGGGGGAGACAUAUAUUGAUGAAGCAAUUAGAGUUAGUGAUGAACAAGCAAUUAAGAUGGCGAAGUAUUUAUGUGUUAAUGAUGGGUUAUUUUGGGGUAGUUCUUCAGCAAUUAAUUGUGUAGCUGCUGUUAAGACUGCUUUCAAGUAUGGCCCGGGGCAAAAGAUUGUUGUUAUUGCAUGUGAUUCGGGUUCAAGACAUUUAUCUAAGUUUUGGAAACAAGCUAGUAGUAUUCCUAAUGAUAUUACCUUAGAAGAUGUAUUACAAGAGGCAUGA